GACUAACCGGAACCAGCCCGUUGUGAUAGUCUAUUUAAAUAUCUUUACAAAUCACACACAAAAAAAUAUAAUUCCCGUUAAAAAUGAAUCGGAUUUUUGGUCGUAGCAAGCAGACGCCUCCUCCUAACCUGUCAGACUGCAUAGGCAAUGUGGACACGAGGAUCGAGUCAGUCGAUAAGAAAAUAGCACGAAUCGACGCGGAGCUAAUGAAGUAUAAGGACCAGAUGAAAAAGAUGAGGGAUGGACCUGCAAAAAAUACAGUGAAACAGAAGGCGAUGAGAGUACUGAAACAAAAGAGAUUGUAUGAGGGCCAAAGAGAUCAGCUUGCCCAGCAGUCAUUUAAUAUGGAACAAGCCAACUACACAAUACAGUCUUUAAGGGAUACAAAAACAACAGUUGAAGCAAUGAAAAUUGGAGCAAAGGAAAUGAAGAAAGCAUAUAAACAAGUGAAGAUGGAUCAGAUUGAAGAUCUACAGGAUCAACUGGAGGACAUGAUGGAAGAGGCCAAUGAGGUACAGGAAGCUAUGAGUCGCAGCUAUGGCACACCAGAGAUUGAUGAGGAUGAACUUGAAGCAGAAUUAGAUGCUCUUGGGGAUGAGCUGUUGCUGGAUGAUGACAGCUCUUAUCUGGAUGAGGCCUCAUCAGCACCCUCCAUUCCUGAAGGAGUGCCAAGUGACACUAAAACUAAUAAGGAUGGAGUUCUGGUUGAUGAGUUUGGCCUACCACAGAUCCCUGCAACAUAAAGAAGGAUAAACACAAGAACCUGUUCUGUGAUCAGUGUUUCGUUUACAAGUGAUGGAGAAAGUUUUUCCCUAAAAAACUGUCUUUGCUAGUAUACUGAAGGUGUUUUGUUGAAUUUACUGGCCAGUCUAACACGUGACAUUGUAAAUAACUCUUUCUGUUAGUUUUGUUAGUCAUUGUUUUCUCACUUCGUUCGAUAUGGCAUGCAGCUGCUGUCUUCAGAUUAUACCGACUUUAUAACAAUAAGUGACAUUAAUGGGAUUGGCAGCAGAAAACAAUAAGUCAGAAAUGUAAAAACCUGGUUUGAUAGGCUGAAGUGAAAUCUGGAUCAACCCAGUUGGCACUCACACUAAGCUAAUAGGCUUUAUGCCCAGCUGUACUACUUCCUGAACUUCAGCCAGCUCCUUGUUUCCUGUCUGCCAUCAUUGGACAAACUGAUUAAUCCAGAUGUGUCUGAUUAUUUUAAUAUUGAUUUUACAUGUGCCUGUCACCCAUUUAAACAGCAAAUAGAUCAACUGGUAAAUAUUUUUGAACUGUAAAUCCAGUCUAAAUGGGGCAAGUGUACAUUUUAGCAAAACUUUAACAUGGCCUUGGUAUGUUUUUGCUUAAAUAUUUUAAUAAUAACUUAAAAACCUGUUAUAUGAAAUGUAAACAUUUGAAAUGUGUCAAAUAAUAAUGUAAAUUGCAUCACUAACAGACUUUAAAGAGAUUCAAUAAAUGGUACUGGAAAAAACUGAAAUAAA
This is a messenger RNA of Paramisgurnus dabryanus, 1484 nucleotides long. RefSeq names its product charged multivesicular body protein 5a (gene chmp5a). NCBI's taxonomy places the organism in Eukaryota, Metazoa, Chordata, Actinopteri, Cypriniformes, Cobitidae. Gene Ontology annotation, biological process: late endosome to vacuole transport via multivesicular body sorting pathway; vesicle budding from membrane. The record is from RefSeq and is a predicted model, not a curated record. Gene Ontology annotation, cellular component: multivesicular body.